Molecule: messenger RNA, 957 nt
Organism: Eurypyga helias (sunbittern)
Lineage: Eukaryota; Metazoa; Chordata; Aves; Eurypygiformes; Eurypygidae
Gene: DNAAF4
Product: dyslexia susceptibility 1 candidate 1
Exons: 6
Biological process (GO): cilium movement; inner dynein arm assembly; outer dynein arm assembly
Molecular function (GO): nuclear estrogen receptor binding
Source: RefSeq, a predicted model, not a curated record
UACAAAUUAAUUAUAUUUUUACAGGUAAGCAUCCCUCCCUUUUUAUUUGAAGCUGUUUUAUAUGCCCCUAUUGAUGACACAAAUAGCACGGCAAAGAUUGGAAAUGGAAACAUCUUCUUUACUUUGUAUAAAAAAGAAGUGGCCAUGUGGGAGUCCCUAACUCUGGCAAAUACUAACAGAGAGAAACUACAAUAUUUAAGAGAGAAUGCUGUUCUAAAAGCUCAUGAAAAAGCAAAAGAGGAGACCGAAGCAAGGAAAGUUACAAAACAGGAACACAAAAAGUAUGCGUUGGAGGCCACAAUGAAGCUAGAAGAAGCAGAAAGAAAAAGAAUUGAAGAUCUGAAAGAAAAGGAGCGUCAGAAGGUCACUAAGGAGUUGGAGUUGUGGAGAAAACAGCAAAAAGAUGCUGAGAAACAGAAGAGCAUACAAAAAAAAGGGGAAUUACAUCAAAAAGUAGAGCAAUUAAAGGAGAAGAAAAAGGAAAAAAUGAACAAAACUAGUAUUCCUAGUGAAGGAACUUCUAAGACCAGACUCAAACCUAUUAAAGAUCAUGGUUCCUGUAGUAUGUUUUCAGAAAAUUUAAAGGAAGAACAGUUACCAGCUCCUCGAUGUGCUGCUACAAUUAAAAUCAGCUUUACGCCACGAGUUUUUCCCACAGCUCUGCGAGAAUCUCGCAUUGCAGAAGAGGAGGAGUGGCUACGUAAACAAGCAGAAGCUCGAAGAACAAUAAAUGCUGAUUUGUCUGAGCUGGAAGAUUUAAAAGAAGAGGAGAAGAAUCCAGAUUGGUUAAAGGAGAAAGGAAACAAAAUGUUUGCAGCGGGAGACUAUCUUGGAGCUGUAAGUGCGUAUAACCUCGCGGUGCAGCUGAACAAUAAGCUUCACCUGCUGUAUCUGAAUCGUGCUGCUUGCCACCUGAAACUGAGAAAUUUACAUAAAGCCAUUGAAGACUCCUCUAAG